This is a messenger RNA of Rhopalosiphum maidis (corn leaf aphid), 402 nucleotides long. Its product is annotated as protein GVQW3-like. NCBI's taxonomy places the organism in Eukaryota, Metazoa, Arthropoda, Insecta, Hemiptera, Aphididae. The transcript has a single exon. The record is from RefSeq and is a predicted model, not a curated record. The coding region runs from base 1 to 402 and encodes 133 amino acids.
AUGGAUAAUAUUACGGAGCAACGCGCGUGUAUUAAAUUUUGUUUCAAAAUUGGUAAAAAUGCUACGGAAACUUUUGAACUGAUUAAAUUGGCUUUUGGAGAUGUUUCACUAAGCCGCUGUGUAACUUUUGACUGGUUCAAACGUUUUAAAAAAGGUCGGAUAUCCAUUGAAGAUGAUCAUCGUCCUGGGCGUCCAUCAUCAUCAAAAACAAAUGAUACCAUUGAUCUUGUUCGAAACAAAAUUAGAAACGACCGAAGAUUAACUGUUAGAGAAGUAGCCAAUGAAGUUGGUAUAUUAAUUGGCACUUGUCAUUCAAUUUUAUCAGAUGAAUUGGGUAUGAAGAGUGUCCGCAAAAUUAGUACCAAAAUUGUUAACGGAGGAGCUAAUGGAACAUCGCAUUGA